This is a messenger RNA of Poecilia reticulata (guppy), 1694 nucleotides long. RefSeq lists its product as uncharacterized. NCBI's taxonomy places the organism in Eukaryota, Metazoa, Chordata, Actinopteri, Cyprinodontiformes, Poeciliidae. Gene Ontology annotation, molecular function: zinc ion binding. The record is from RefSeq and is a predicted model, not a curated record. Gene Ontology annotation, cellular component: cytoplasmic side of late endosome membrane; nucleus; cytoplasmic side of lysosomal membrane.
CUGGUUUCAACAUGUAACAAGUGAAAUGUUUCUAAUUCCUGAGGGGAAACAGGUUUAAACAGGCUGUAAUGUCACAGCUUCUGUCAGCAUAGAAUGUAUUUCUUUCUACCAGCCAGGCGACCGGUCACUCCUUUGUCUGAGAGGUUAACUGGAUAAUUUGCUGAUGGAACCACCUUCAUAUGAGGAAGCCAACAGCCAUCGUUCCAUUCAGUCUUCAGGACAACAUAACCACUCCUCUCCUCCAGCCUAUACUUCCGCCCAGUCCCCAUCUACACCUCCUCCAACAUAUGGAGAGGCUGUUUACCCAAGUGCUUUUCCUGUCUUGACUCCACCCUCUGGGCAAACUGCUGUGGCUACAUCAUCUGAAAACUCCAGAGUCACAGUCCACCCACUUACACAAAUUGGUGAACGAGCCUCCAGAGGCAGCAGAGCUCCGACAGUAGCGGUCGUGUCCCAGCCACAGCCAGUUCCCAUCAUACUGAACAGUCUGAGAGACUCUCCUGGAUUUGUUCACUGUCCUCACUGCCUUGAGCUUGUCACCAGUAACGUUACGUAUGUGGCUGGGAGGACUGCUGUGUGCUCAUGUAUCAUUAUGGCUUUAAUGGGGUUAUUCUGCGGUUUCUGUCUGAUUCCACUGUGCAUGAGAGGACUGCAAGAUGCACAUCAUUCCUGUCCACAAUGUGGCAAGAAACUGUACAUUUAUGAAAGAUGACAUGCUGUCUGGAUCCAUGAAGCUCCUGUUUUUCUCCAUCCACUCAGGAUCUCAUUAAAUAUGUUGAAAAUUUUGCUAAUUAAAUUGUCAUAUGACUGCGUCACAUGCUGCAUACACUGCAAUUUUUCUGAGCUUUUAACUCAAACUAAAUGUAGGUUCUCUUUGGCAAGAAGGAAAAGCCACAUUUAAGAUUCAUCACAGCAGGAAAGAAAUAUCACACCUUAAUGAAUGCUUGCAGGUAGACCCCAACUUCCUGAUGACUGCAUAGAUAAGCAUGUGAAAACUUAUCUGGAAAGAUGUAUGUUUGCCAUACAUCUCAAACAGCUGAUACAGGUUGAUGUGUUCAACAUUUUAAGAUACUUUUUAUAAGUAUUUCUAGAUUAUUUAUAGUUGAAAUGCAUGGCGUAGUAGGUGAACAUUAAGUGUAUUUUUGAUGUUUUCUAUAAAUGUUUGAAGUUGUUAAAAUGCUCAAAUGAGAAAAGAAGCAGAAGCAGUUUUAACAUGUUUGUAAAACCUCAGACUGUAAGAAAUAUUAUCUUUUGUCACUUAUUUUAAUUUAGCUUUUUGUUAUUAUCAAAAGUUUAGUUCAGAUUUUUUUAAAUUGGGGUCUUUAGGGGAGGUUUAUGAUGAUAAUGUUUAGUGUACUACGGAGCAGAAAGCUGACAUCUUUCUUUCUCCCUACAUCCAGUGGGUGAUGCAGAUUGAAACAAUCGAUAGUAGCCACACAGGCACACCUACUUGAAGAGUAUUUCUGAACCUUUUUUGGGCCAGCGCCCCCCUAGCCUUUAUCCAGGUCCCUCACUGCCCCCCACCAAAGAAUUUGUAGGCUACUUUGCAAUACAAAUUCUUACACAAAAUUCCUCUUUACACAAAAUGUGACAGGUGCAAAAGUAUGGGCAUCUCAACAAAAAAGGAACAUUAAUAUUUAGUAGAUCCUCCUUUUGCAAAAAUAACAGCUCUGAGCUCUGCAACAUUAAAACAU